This is a messenger RNA of Acanthamoeba castellanii str. Neff, 804 nucleotides long. RefSeq lists its product as uncharacterized. The coding region runs from base 1 to 804 and encodes 267 amino acids. Lineage: Eukaryota; Discosea; Longamoebia; Acanthamoebidae. The record is from RefSeq and is a predicted model, not a curated record. The transcript has a single exon.
AUGCACACCCAGCACCACGAAGCUGCACCCCAGGCCGGGGCGCUGUGCUUCACCACCAGUGCCCCCUUUCCCUCUGAGGACUUGGGCCGGCCGCUGAAGGAAGGGGCUGCUCUGCGAUACCGCUUCCCCUUGUGUAACGAGACACAAUGCGCCGCACUCCACAAGCGUGCGCUGGCGAUGGGUGUGCAGCAGCAACUCCAACAUCUCGCUGAGACCUACCACGAUACGCCCGACUUCGCUCUACUUCGAGCGAGCCCCGGGGGAUGGUGGCUCCGCUAUCGCGAGAUCGAAGGGAGAGAGGAGGAGGGAGGUUGGGUCCUGCGCAUGUGCCAGAAGGCGACACCCGAAGGCCACAUCUCGUACGUCGAUGAGGAGGACGAGGCGAGGAUUCUUGGGGGUAUGGCUGAAAUAGUGCCAGAAGCGGCCACCGCGAAGACGCUCUUCGACAUGGAGAGUCUCCACAUCUUCUCCAGGUUGCUGACAACAAGGGCGCACUACUCGCGCGAUGACCUGAACCUCAUGAUUGACUGCACCCAGCUGGCGAUGAACAAGUUCGUCCUCCAAGGCGCUGUAAGGGCGAAGACCCAGGAGGCUCUGGGCACCAUCAGCCAAGGCCUGGUCGCGGCCGGCGUCACGACCAGCCAAGGAGUUGCGAGGAGCAAGGUUGUGGAGUACGUGCGCCACAACAAUAGGCAGCUGUACGAGAAGCUUCAAGCAUGGGAAGUCGUGAGCGACGACGGCUUCUGCGAGUGGCACAUUCUCACGUCUCCCGCUCUGGUCAUGUCUCCCAAUAACUACGCUUGA